AUAGCAGACCUGAGGGAGUGACAGAAGAAGAAAGAGGGAGGGAAAGAGGAGAAUAGACUCAGGACCAAGCUCACUACCCCAGUGCUCUCUCCUUUCUUUCCCCCAGUGCCUUAAGUCUGAGAUCAGCAGAUAGGAUGCGGUGGCUCAGCUCCUUGUCUACACUCCUCGUCCUGCUCCUCCUCUGCCCCGCUCUGUUGUAUGCACAGGAGGUGCUUGUACGAUUUGCAGGUAUAGGCCGGCGCAGUGCAAAUGAGGGACGUGUGGAGGUGUUGUACAAUGGAGCAUGGGGCACGAUGUGCGAUGAUGAGGUAGAUCUUAAUGUGGCCAAUGUGAUAUGCCGACAGUUGGGCUUCCAGCGCAGCUUGACCUGGGCACAUAGCGCUAAGUUUGGCCAAGGACAAGGUAUGAUCUGGUUAGAUAAUGUGCGCUGCAGGGGCACAGAGAGAUCAAUUGCAGAAUGUCAUUCCAAUGGUUGGGGAGUUAACGACUGUACCCAUGCUGAGGAUCUAGGAGUGGUAUGCAGCCCAGAAAGGAGACCUGGCUUCCCUGCUGUCUCUUUAGAAGAGACUCCUUCAUCUUCAAAUUACCAGCCAAACCAGCAAAGACAGAGAAACCAGUCACCAAGACAGUCUCUGUCACCCCCAGCUCCACCUGCAGGCCCAGAGUACAUCUCAUCUACCACACAAAGAGGCCAUGAGAUUGCUCUCCAUCGCAACCCAGUCUCUUCCCGUCGCAGCAACAUCUCCCCGCAAGAAAACGGCCACGAGAUUCAAAUCUUGAGACGGAAUCGAGGUAGUUCAAGAGACAGCCAGUAUGGCAGCCCAGCUGUUCCUCAAGGUCACCAACUACUUUCACGUCUGGCAAAUGGCGAUGCUUCUAGGCAAAGAGAGGAAACAGCAAGGAGCAGUCCACAGGCAGGGAGACAACGGGAAGAGGAGAGAGCAAACAGGCAGUCCCAAAAUCAGCCUCAUUCCCAGCUCCAGUCUGAGAGGACGAGUGACAGGAAUCAGCAGCUCAGUGGGAACCAUGUUGAAACAGACCCACUUUAUCCAGACAUAGAAGACGUGAAUGGUGCAUACUACACACAGGGAUCUGAGAGGGUUCACUUAGAGGAGGCUCGUCUGCGGCCAGUUUUGUCUAGCACCAACAGGGGUCUGGUGACAGAGGGAGUGCUGGAAGUGAAGCAUGCUGGGAAGUGGCGUCAUGUGUGUAACCGUGGAUGGGACCUGAGCAGCAGCCGUGUUGUCUGUGGCAUGUUAGGAUUCCCUGCAGCAGAAGCGUUUGACCAAAAACCCUACCGGAAACUGUGGGACUCCAAGCUAGCUGAUCCUUCCUCCAGGCUUAGGGCACAGAUCGGUAAGAAGGCUUACUGGGUGGAGAAGGUGCAGUGUCAGGGAGCGGAAGCAUCUUUGUCACAGUGUCAGGCCCUGCUGUCCCUGCCCAGGAGUGAUGUCCCAUGCAGGGGGGGCAUGCACGCUGUGGUCCGUUGUGUACCUGGAUCCCAGUUUUCACGUAAUGGCAGAGCGCCUGCACCACCUGCUGUGCAGCCUGUUGUGCGUCUGAAGGCCGGGCCCCGACUCGGGGAGGGCCGCGUUGAGGUUCUGAAAGAAGGCAAGUGGGGCACCAUAUGUGACCAUCUGUGGGACUUACCUGCUGCCAGCGUGGUCUGCAGAGAGCUGGGUUUUGGGACUGCUAAAGAGGCACUAACCAAGGCUGCGCUGGGGCAGGGUACUGGCCCUAUCCACAUGAACAGUGUCCAGUGCACAGGCAGGGAGAAGUCAGUUACUGAGUGCCACUUCAGACAAGUGCCUCUGUACACCUGCAAACAUAGCCAGGAUGUGGCAGUCCGUUGCAAUGUCCCCAGCACUGGCAUGGAGACCACGGUGCGUCUGGCAGGAGGGAGAGAGCCAUCACAGGGCCGCGUGGAGGUGCUGAUAGAAGUCGGAGGAGUGAGGCGCUGGGGCUCUGUCUGCAGUGAAAACUGGGGCCUGAAUGAGGCCAUGGUGGUCUGUCGUCAGCUGGGCUUGGGCUUUGCCUCAAGUGCUCAUCAGGAGACAUGGUACUGGCCUGGAUCUGCAGAUGCUGGUGAGGUUUUGCUGAGUGGGACUCAUUGCAUCGGCACUGAGAUGUCUAUUCAGCAGUGCCGCAGAAACACAAAUGUCUACUGUCCCAGAGGGGGAGAUGGCAGAGCAGCAGGAGUCACAUGUGUAGAGACUGCUCCUGACCUUGUAUUGGAUGCCCAGCUUGUCCAAGAGACGGCCUAUGUGGAGGACCGGCCUCUCCACCUGCUGACUUGUGCUAACGAGGAGAACUGCUUGUCCUCCUCUGCUGCCAGAAUGAACUGGCCCUAUGGACACCGCCGCCUGCUACGCUUCUCCUCCCGCAUCAUGAACAUGGGUCGUGCCGACUUCCGACCACGAGCCCCCAGAGAAAGUUGGGUAUGGCACCAGUGCCACAGGCAUUACCACAGCAUUGAGGUGUUCACCCACUAUGAUCUGCUCACACUCAAUGGGACAAAGGUGGCUGAAGGUCACAAAGCCAGUUUCUGUCUGGAGGACACCUACUGUCCUGAUGGUCUCUAUAAGCGAUAUGCCUGCUAUAACAUGGGACAACAGGGCAUCUCAGUUGGCUGCUGGGACACCUACCGGCAUGACAUUGAUUGUCAGUGGGUGGACAUUACAGACAUACGACCUGGUGAAUACAUCUUUCAGGUGGAGGUCAACCCAUCUCUAGACAUGGCCGAGUCUGAUUUCCAGAACAAUGUGAUGCGCUGCCGGUGCAAGUACGAUGGAUCUCGGGUUUACAUGUUCAGUUGCCAUGCAGGUGACGCUUAUAGCGCUGAGGCGGAGGACUUGUUUGACCACCAUCGUCAGAUUUCCAACAACUUCCUGUGAAUUAAGGGAGACCCAGAUUUAUUAACAGAACAACUGUACAACUCCUCACCACACCUCAACAUGUCAGGAAGGGAGGGUGAAUGAUAAUUACAUGCCAGUAAACAAAGAGGUGAGGAUCAGAGAGAGGAGGGUCUGUACACAGGAAUGAUUUGGGACGGAUGGAGAGGCUUGAUUCAAAAUGACUAACAAUAUCCUGUGACUGAUUAUCAUCAACAAUGCAUUUUGUUCUUAGAAAGUCAAAGAGAUUAAAGGAAAAAUGUUUAAAGCAGAAAAAAAAAAAACACUAAAGUCAGCUAUCAUUAGCAUCGUGACACCAUGAUAAAACA
This is a messenger RNA of Archocentrus centrarchus (flier cichlid), 3220 nucleotides long. RefSeq names its product lysyl oxidase homolog 4-like. Gene Ontology annotation, molecular function: copper ion binding; protein-lysine 6-oxidase activity. The record is from RefSeq and is a predicted model, not a curated record. The coding region runs from base 135 to 2894 and encodes 919 amino acids. The transcript is spliced from 15 exons. Gene Ontology annotation, biological process: peptidyl-lysine oxidation; collagen fibril organization. Gene Ontology annotation, cellular component: membrane. Lineage: Eukaryota; Metazoa; Chordata; Actinopteri; Cichliformes; Cichlidae.